Messenger RNA from Monosiga brevicollis MX1, 2559 nucleotides. RefSeq lists its product as uncharacterized. Gene Ontology annotation, molecular function: ATP binding; protein binding; protein tyrosine kinase activity. The coding region runs from base 1 to 2559 and encodes 852 amino acids. The transcript is spliced from 9 exons. Gene Ontology annotation, biological process: protein phosphorylation. NCBI's taxonomy places the organism in Eukaryota, Choanoflagellata, Craspedida, Salpingoecidae. The record is from RefSeq and is a predicted model, not a curated record.
AUGGCUAUUCAAGCUGGGCCAGUGGUCUGCGCCUUGGCCUUGGCCUUCACCGCUUUGGUGGCAGGUGCGGUGGCCCAACCAGCUCAGCAACUGACCGGCCCUGGCACUUGCGCCAACGGCACUGCCUGCCCGUACCAGUGGGGGCCCGAUGGCCACUUGCCGUCAUUUCAUCCCGGUCUUGAUGCCACUGCACGGUUCAGCUACACCCCCUAUAUCCAGAGUCUGUUGGGUGAUGACUAUGACGUGAUGCAUUCCCCCGACGACCACCGUGACGGUGGAGCUGCCGACGCCAACUGCCAGUCUGAUUAUUGGUACAAUUACGCCGACAACUUGACCAGCAUUGCCGAGCACAUGGCGUCAUGGGCCACUGCCAGCAACACCAAGCUUCUUUUUGCCCUGACCUCGGCUGAGCUGUGCGACGUGGGUCUCGAUGACACUGUGCUGCGGCUAAAUGAGGAAGCAGCCGGCAUCAUGGCGCAGUUUCACAUCCCCACCGUCAACCUCCACGACCCGAUUGUGGCCAAAUGUGGACCUGUGCCGCAGCAGCAGUGCUUUGGCCUCGAAGCCUUGGCAACGACUCCCAGCACAGCUCCCGAGCCAGUGUUCUGUACGCCCAACCAUCUUAAUCCCUAUGAGUGCAAGUCCAACGGCACUGUCAUCACGCGCAUCCCGGCCGGCUUUCUCUGCGAACUCGCCUGUAUCUCCAACACCAUGUGGUCCCGCGUUCGCUGCACCGACGACGGUUUCUUUGUUUCCGACCCCAGUGGUAGCCUUUGUCCCGCCUAUACAGCAGCCGGCUGCACCUACGACCUUGCAGCUGGUGCUCUAUCUUGUGAUGGGCGAGGCGUUUCACCCGAAGACAAGCUCACAAACCUGAUUAGAUACAGCGGCCAUACCGAGCUACGUUCCUUGGACUUUCAGUACCAGUACAUUCGCGCCAUCAGCAACAAUGAUAUGCAUGGCCUGCGUGGUCUCCGCAAGCUGCGCGUGGCGUCAUCGCACAUCUCGGCCCUCGAAGGAACCUUGUUCAUUACGAUGCCCCACGUCCAGUCCAUCGACCUUGCCUACAACGUCCUGGAUACGAUUACCCCCGGCAUGAUGAUGGCCGAGCGCCAACUUCGCUUCAUCAACCUCACCGGAAACCCCAUCACUGCUAUUGAGGCUGGUGCCUUCAACUACUCCUUCUCCCGCAGCUGCAGUGUUUCUUCCACCAUCGUCCUCGAUGACACCAACUGCUCCUGCCAGGCUGCUCCGGCCCCGCAUUGCAAUACCCAAACUUGCUCUUGUCUUGGACAGCACAUGGGGCCCGCCCCAGUGGUAUUGCCGUGCACGCCAUCUCUCACCGAUGGCCCCGUCUUUGAACAGGCCCAAUUGUGCGAUGGUGUUCGUGACUGCCCUUGUGGUCGUGAUGAGCGGUUCUGCUCCAACCUCAUUGAUGUGUCUGACAGCCUGUUCGGCCGCUGCUUUGGUUUGCCUGUGGCAGUGGACGUUUCCUACGGCUUGGCUCGCAUUUUUACUAAUGACUCCAACUACACCACCUCGACCUGCUUCACCGUCCCGCUCACUGGCUUGGGCUGGGGGCUCGACAUCUUCACGUUCAAUUCCGAGACAGCCACCGCCAUCUGGCUUUCAGAGUUCAACAUCAACCUCUUGGGUCGGCUUUCCAUUCAAUUGCUCUGGUACCCCGAUGAUUCUUGGAUCUUCGUCUUCAACGUCACCGACGUCUCACCCCACGUCCAGGAACCCUUGCAUCAGGUUCUAGUCCCUGACUUUGUCGCCAACCCCAACGCCUCUUGCGACUUGGCCUCCACAACUGCCACGCCUUCAGAACCGGCUCUAAAAAAUGCCGUUUCAAACGCAAGUCCCUCCACGACAUUGCUCAUUAGCAUCAGUCUAGCUGCGCUUGUCGUCCUCGCCCUAGCCACGGCCGUCUUCCUUUACACCCGGCGCAAACCAUUUGCGGCCUUCACCUCGGUGAUUCCACUCUCACCGCUAGUGAAUACUGCGCAGGCUUCCCUCAACAUAGUGCAUCGUGAUGUGGCAGCACGCAACGUGCUCCUGCUCAAUGCCUAUGUGUUAGGCAGUCACAUGCAAACGCCUAUGGUGAAGCUGGGUGAUUUUGGCCACGCCCGCUUGUUACAUUCAGGGGAGGCCACCGUGGCCUCAGAGGACGGCUUUGCGGCUAAUCCUGCUCUUGAGGCAGCAGACUACUACCUUCAGCAAAGCACCAUCACGGUGGCGAGCCGCUGGCAUGCGCCUGAAGUGUUGCGUAGUCAACGCUUCUCCCUCAGCUCGGAUGUUUGGAGUUUUGGUGUGUUUCUUCAUGAGCUGACCACCCUGGGCACUGUACCCUACGCCGACAUUCAAUCAGAGCAGGAGUGCAUCUCUCGUAUUUUACAAGGCCUUUGUCUGCACCCACCGCCAGGCAGCCCGACGGCUGUUGCCCAGGCCAUGCAGCGGUGCUUGAGCAAAGAUCCGCACCGGCGGGGCCAGUUUGAAGCACUACACGAGUCAUUUCAAGCUGAAAUAGCAGAGCGGCAGCAGGAAUCUGAACUUUAG